AUGCUGCAAUCACUCUUUUGUUGUUUCAACCGUGGCAUUUACGGCGGGGGUUCAUCCUCUCACGGUCCCUCACCCCUACCUACGUAUGCAGAAGCAUGUAGGGGGCCUCAAGAAGAGGGUGUUGGGGGUGGCUCUACCUCCACUUCUCUAAGGGCCAAGCACAGCGCAGACCUCGAGGAUUCGAAAUCUGUUUAUACCAAGCCAUCUCAGUCUCUAGAGAGACGUCAGGCGAGAUUUGAAGAAGACAGGCAGCCCGCGAUCACCUCGGGUCAAAUCGAGAUCCCCGAGAACCAGUGCGACAUGAGCAAACAAGUUGGGUUCCCUGAAGGGAAUAUUAUAAAGUCAAAAACUGCUGGUGAAGUGAUAGACUUAGUCAGGUUGCUUGACUUCGACAACGAUCGCAUCAAAGCAUUACAGGCGGUGGCGUCGAGCCUAGAGCAAUUUACUGCCCUCGAAACGAUAGACCUGGUCAGGUCAUUCGACUUCGACGACGGUCGCAUCAAAGCACUACAGGCUGUGGCGUCUAAACUAGGGCAAUUUACUGCCCUGGAAGCGAUAGACAUGGUCAGGUCAUUCGACUUCGACAACGGUCGCAUCAAAGCACUACAGGCCGUGGCGUCUAAACUAGGGCAAUUUACUGCCCUGGAAGCGAUAAACCUGGCCAGGUCAUUCGACUUCGACGACGGUCGCAUCAAAGCACUACAGGCCGUGGCGUCUAAACUAGGGCAAUUUACUGCCCUGGAAACGAUAGACCUGGCCAAGUCGUUCGACUUCGACGACGGUCGUAUCAAAGCAUUACUGGCUGUGGAGUCGAAUCAAAAGCAAUUGAUUUAA
Molecule: messenger RNA, 834 nt
Organism: Penicillium samsonianum
Lineage: Eukaryota; Fungi; Ascomycota; Eurotiomycetes; Eurotiales; Aspergillaceae
Product: DUF4476 domain-containing protein
Exons: 2
Coding region: 1-834 (277 amino acids)
Source: RefSeq, a predicted model, not a curated record